This is a messenger RNA of Gadus morhua (Atlantic cod), 2304 nucleotides long. It is a transcript of the gene svopl, whose product is annotated as SVOP-like. Gene Ontology annotation, cellular component: membrane. Gene Ontology annotation, biological process: transmembrane transport. Gene Ontology annotation, molecular function: transmembrane transporter activity. Lineage: Eukaryota; Metazoa; Chordata; Actinopteri; Gadiformes; Gadidae. The transcript has 17 exons. The record is from RefSeq and is a predicted model, not a curated record. The coding region runs from base 467 to 2095 and encodes 542 amino acids.
CUCUCUCUCUCUCUCUCUCUCCCCCCCUCCCCGUGUGCGUUUGUGUUCGCUCUGGUAAACAGCAUCUCCCUCUCCUCGGUUCCCUCUGCUAAACAGCAUCCGUGUGGGUUUUCAACCUCCCUGUGUUCAGCAUUGAAAUAAUUAAAGAGAUGUGUAUCCAUGCGUGUUCACAAGACUCACUUGACCCGUUGCCAAACCGGCCUAACCGCACAGAGGGGUGUCUCUUUUCGGCGUCUCGGCCGUCGCCAGGCGUGUCUGCAGGUGAGAGGGACGCGGCUCUGGUUACCACACGGGGAAAUGACGAAACCCGCUUCCUGAUUCACCAGCCAGCCAGCCUACCUACCUACCGACCUACCUGUCUUCUCGCUCAGCGCCAUCAAAACAAAACACACACACACUAAAACUAAAAGUCCCGGUUUCCAAUAUGAGGACAGCGAUGCGUCUCCUAUGAUUCGGACCACGCACUAUGAAAGGAGGGGAGUGCAAUAGAGGAGGAUACACGGGAGCAGCCUACACCUGUCGAAGACCUACGGCGAAUUCGGAUGGUGCUACAGUCGGAGCAGGGGGGUUAGGGAUCACGCACCAGGACGCCGGCUACAGUAGCAUGAAGACCCAGCUGGUGAGUGCCAUACACCUACAAGAGGUCGAGCUGGACGAUAUAGAGGGGGGCAACGAUCCAGCAGAUGACAAAAGCAAUACAAAUGAGGACCCGACCUACACGGUGGAGGAGGCGGUGGAGACCAUCGGCUUCGGUCGGUUCCACGUCCUGCUCUUCGUCAUCAUGGGCAGCGCCAACAUCGUGGAGGCCAUGGAGAUCAUGCUGCUAGCCGUGGUGUCUCCUGAGAUCCGCUGCGAGUGGCGUCUGGAGGACUGGCAGGUGGCGCUGGUCUCCACGAUGGUGUUCCUGGGGUUCAUGCUGUGCGGGGCCCUGAGCGGCUACGUGGCGGACCGCUACGGGCGAUGGAAGGUGGUCGUGGCGGGGUUCUUCUGGAGCGCCUACUUCUCCUUCCUCACCUCCUACGCUCCGUCCUACGGCUGGUUCAUCUUCCUGCGCAGCCUGGUGGGCUGCGGGGUGGCGGGGGUCUCCCAGGGGUUUGUGUUGAAGACGGAGUUCAUCCCCGCCCGGCACAGAGCCUACCUGCUGCCGCUGGCAACCAUCUUCUGGAUGCUGGGCUCCAUGCUGAUCAUCGUGCUGGGCAUGACGGUGGUGCCCACCUACGGCUGGAGGUGGAUGAUCCGCCUCUCCGUCACCCCCAGCGUCGUGCUCCUCUUCCUGUUCUGGUUCAUCCCAGAGUCGGCUCGCUACAACGUGUCGGCGGGGAACACGCGCGCUGCCAUGGAAACGCUGGAGUGGAUCGCCAGGAUGAACCACGCCACCAUGCCCCCGGGAAGACUGGUGGAGAGCGCACAGACAGAGAGGGGGAGCUGGCGUAUCCUGUUGAGUCCGGCCUUCAGAAGGACGUCUCUGCUGCUGUGGUACACCUGGUUCGUGGCGUCCUUCUCGUACUACGGCUCGGUGCUGAGCAGCUCGGAGCUGCUGGAGAAGAACCUGCUGUGCAUCACGGACGCCGACGCCGAGCACCGGGUGAAGCACCGCCACGAGGAGGGCUCCGUGUGCUACUGCAUCCCCUUCGCCUUCAGCGACUACCAGACCCUGCUCAUCAGCUGCCUGGGGGAGGUCGCACUCGUCCCCCUCAACAUCUGUCUGCUGAAUGUGGUGGGCAGGAAGCUCAGUCUGGCUUUGCUGCAGUUCCUCUCCGCCAUCUUCUUCCUCCUGGUCAACAUCUGCACCACCAUGUUAGGCUUCACAGUGCUGCUCUUCCUGCUCAGGGCUCUGGUGUCCAUGAACUUUAACGUGGUCUACAUUUACACCGCUGAGGUGUACCCGACGGUGGCGCGCUCUCUGGGGAUGGGCUUCUGCACCUCCUUCAGCCGCAUCGGGGGCAUGAUCGCCCCCUUCAUCGCCCAGGUGCUGAUGUCUCGCUCCGUCAUGUACGCCAUGUGCCCGUUCGCCGUGGCCUCCAUCGUCUGCGCCUUGGGGAACUUCCUGUUGCCCAUAGAGACCAAGGGCCGAGCGCUGCUGCAAUCCUCCUGAAGAACACAACGACCCAGACACCGCAAGACACUCCUGUGAAUAAGAGAAAUAUAAGUUGUUUAACGCUGUUUGUUUAAUUGUCAUUAAUAAUUAAUUACAAAAACACACUCCUUUGCCCUUGUCUCUAAUUCAUUAUUCCUUUUUUUUUUUUUUAUAUCCCCUCUGUGGGGAAAUUCACAAAACUUGAAGUAUUAAAAACUACAAUAUAA